UACUUGGCGCCGGAGGUACCUAUUGCCGCAGCAGAAGCAACAGGUGCGCGCAGCUAAGAGGUUUGGGGAGCGGCCGCCGCUGUUGAGAAGUCGAGGCAUUACUGCAUUUCAGAAUGGAGCCAUCUCCAUUUAACCGAAGGCAAUGGGCUUCACAUUCGCUGAGGAUAACUGCCAAAGAAUUGUCUCUUGUCAAUGCGAACACAUCAUCAGCUCUCCUACAGAGGUUCUCCAAGUACCAGAAGGCAGCUGAAGAAGCGGCUGCAGAGAAAAAAAGAAGUAGCAUUGACCCACUUCCCCCUCAUUUUAAAAGGGGGAACCUCAGCAUCUUGAAGAAGAAGUGGGAAAAUCCAAGCUUGGGGACGGAGGUCCGGAAGGAAGCUGUGGAAAGCUGCCGUGCUGAGGUUAGGCAGAAGGCUGUCAGCCCUGGUGGUGGAACUGAAAGCGGCUCUGCUUCCCUAGCAGAAAUUAACAAAACUUCAGGGAUUAGUCCAAGAUUGAGACUUCAGUCCUCUUCCAGAUUGUUUGGCCGGUUCAGAUAUCCCAGUGUUGGCAGCGAAGACGAUCAAGCGCAGUCGUCUCAGAGUGGGGAAAUGGAAAAUUGUCUUAGAGAAUCCACACAAGACAUAGGAAAGCUGGAGACCAGUGAAAUCUCAGAGUCGUCAGGGAAAAUAGAGAAGUUUAAUGUUCCUCUAAACAAACUAAAGAUGAUGUUUGAGAGGGGGGAUGCAGUUCAAACAAAGCAGGUUGUUCACGACCAUGGCAGAGCUGCUGAGGGUAGGAUGAUCUCAGAGAGCCACUUCUUUUCAGAGGACCUCGACUUACCUCAUGGAGAAAGGAGCCACAAUUCUUUACUUUCAAACCCGGAGAAAGCAGAGAACAGGAGAAACCUAGAAAUACCUCGCUUUUCAGAAACAUCCAUCAAAGAUAGACUUGCUAAGUACCAAGCGGCUGUGUCCAAGCAGAGCGGCUCUCACAGUUAUGUGAAUGAGAUUCAAACUAAUGAAAAUGAAGACAAAGACUACAAUUAUGAGCAGAAGGAGAAUUUGCCACCAUGUUCUGACAAUUUGUUUCCCCAGCACCUUGAAGAAAAGGUUUCAGUAAGAGAUGGUUUGAAUUCCAGUCUCUGUGAAGAUGGCACUGCUGGGUGUAACUUCCAGAAAGAGAUUGAAAUUGCAAGACCUGUCUAUGCCAAACAGCAAAGUCCUAAUUCUAGAGCAUCUUCUCAGUCUGACAGCUCUCCUCCCAAAGCAGUGAAGAAAUUUCAGGUGCCAGCAAAGGAAAUAUGUAUUGCUUGCAAGAAGACUGUAUAUCCAAUGGAGCGUCUCUUUGCCAACCAGCAAGUCUAUCACAUUAGCUGUUUCCGCUGUUCUUACUGCAGUAGCAAACUCACACUUGGAACAUAUGCUUCUCUUCAAGGACAUGUUUACUGCAAGCCUCACUUUAACCAGCUAUUCAAGUCCAAAGGUAAUUAUGAUGAAGGUUUUGGACAUAAGCCUCACAAAGAACUAUGGACAAGCAAAACUGAGACUGAUGACUGUAUUGGAAAUGCCGUGGAAGCCCCUCAUAGUCCAGGAGUAGAAGAUGCCCCAAUUGCAAAAGUUGGGGUUUUAGCUGCCAGCAUGGAAGCAAAAGCUGCUGGAAUGUCUGAGAAGGAGGAAAAAACUACAGAAACAAAAAAGUUGAAGAUUUCCUGGCCACCUCCUCCUGAACAAGGCAGUCAAGGGAGUGUCUUGGAAGAAGGCAUUAAAGUAUUCAAACCAAAGUGGCCCCCAGAGGAUGAGGUUCAGAAACCAGAUCCCCAGGAAGAAGUAGACCAAGAUCUUAAGAAGCUACGCAGAACAUCAUCAUUAAAAGAAAGAUGUCGACCAUUUACGGUAGCUGCCUCAUUUAGAACGGUAUCUGUGAGGAACUAUCGAAUGGAAAACUCAUCUCCUCCCAAGCAUGAAACAAGUACAGCACGGCAAAGUGACGAGCUUGUGAAGGAAAUGGCAGUCAAGAACAAACCGAAGGAAGAAAACAGUACAAUUGAGUAUGUCGGUACCCCAAAUACUGCCGAGAAGGAUAGAGAACUAGAUCAGGAAAAGGAAGAAGCACAAAAUGGAGCGUUCCUAUUUAAGAAUGGGCAGAAUAAUGCUGAGCCUGAGGAGGAGGAAGAGGAAGAGGAAGAAGAAGGAGGAGGAGGAGGAGGAGCAGGACAACCAGCAUUUCUUGAGAAAGAACCAAUGAUUUGUAUCUCUCCAGAAUAUUCAUCCUUGAUUCUCUCAAGUGAAAAAGAAUUCUCCACUAGUCCAAAUUAUAGAUCCAAAGAUGCAGGGCUUUUUGAAGGAGAAGACCAAGAUGGUUUAAGUGUGGAAGAACAGAUCAAGAGGAACAGAUACUAUGAUGAAGAUAAUGAUGAAGAAUAGAUUUUAUUCUCUUUUUUUUUUUCUUUAAAUAGAGGACUUACUGAAAAGUGCAGGGCCUUAAAUUGGAGUUUAAUGUUUUGUUAUUUCCUAAAGCAGGCGUCUUUACGAAAGUGACUUUGUGUUGCAAAUUAGUGUGAAAAAUCACAUAACUCUUCAGAUUUAUUUUAUAGGAAUAUAUUUUGGAACAUGCAAGAAUGUUACCAAUUUUGUGAUAAAGUUUAAAUGCUUAAAAUUGUGGAGAUAGCUGCUGCCUCAGUUGAGAAAAAAUGUGUUUCACAUUCCAUUUUGUAACUUAGUCACUUAAAAGGCAUUGUAUUCUCUUCUGCUUACCACAGUUUCAGCCAUUUCACAGUUAAGCGAAAAAGAUAGGGCUUUGAUAUACUUAAUUAUGACAUUAUCACUACUAACAAUACUACUGCAGAGCUUCCAGAUCAGUUUCCAAGAGAUGGGGACUACUUUAAAAGAGACUGCACUUUAAUGUAUAUAUAAAAACAGAGUAAUACUUUUUAAAAAUGGUGGUAACACUGUUUUCAAGAGAGGUAUUGUUCAGUACCUACAGUAUGAUAUGCAGUCUGCAAUUUUAUAAAAGAGGAAAGCUGACUUUGCUUGAUCAGGAUUAGGAGAGAAUCUGUCCAUUUUGUCUUUUAUUUUAUUUUAUUUUGUCCAUACAACUCUAGUUGUAAAUUGGCAUCCAGGUUCCUCUGACUCAAUUGGCUUUCUCCAAGCUGGUCUUAGGAGCAUCUUUGUUCCCAAGAAUCAGCUUAAGGAUGGCAUAGUUUCUGUCUUUCAGAUAUUAUACACUGCUCAAAAAAAUAAAAGGAACACAAGCAGAAGACAUCCGAGAUCUGAAUGAAUGAAAUAGCCUUAUUAAAUACUUUGUUCUUUACAUACAGUAGUUCAUACACUACUCAAACAAUUAAAGGGAACACAAAACUACUGUAUGUAACGAACAAAGUAUUUAAUAAGGCUAUUUCAUUCAUUCAGAUCUCGGAUGUCUUCUGCUUGUGUUCCCUUUAUUUUUUUGAGCAGUAUAUUUACCUUCUAUACUUGUUGUCCCAAAUAACAUUUUCCUCUUGAAAACUUGAUUCUCUCUUUUGGCAAGCAAUCAGAGUUCUCUAUGAACCAAACUGCCAGAUUUGACUCAGUGUGAAAAAAAAGUUGCAAGAAAAAGAAUCUAUAUAGUGGUAAACUUUUUUUUUUUUUUUUUUUUUUGAGACUGAUAGCCUUAUGCGUUUAGAGCUUUUCAGCUUGGCUGCAUGUGUUAUAUAAAACAUAGUGUUUUGAAUUGGUUAAAUGCUUUGUUGCAAUAAUUUUAAUAGUGUUAUGCAGUGCUUUGGAUUCAAUUCCAAAAUGGAACUUGAAAGUCUGUGGAGCAUAAAACAUAGUACCUUUGGGCAGCUUUUUAAAGCAUCCUUGUCUUUUUCCAGAUCAGAUGGCAACCGCAGAGGACUUAUGAGCAAUCCUGGGAAAAGAUGUGGCUACUUUAAAAAGUUGCAGACCAAUGCUUAGUUUACACAUUUCCAUGUUCUGAAGCACCUUUUGGGAACUGGCUCUGAUGCAUUGUAUAAACCCUUAUUUUUAAUCUGUAUUAUUUGUUUACUUAAAUUCUAGCUAUAAUCUUACAAUUGUGAAAUAUCUUGCUUUUCUUACCAUUAUUAUAUAGUUUGAAACAUUUUUACUUAAAUAAAUGCUCUGUCAUUUUUUUUGUGGAAAACUUUUAA
Pantherophis guttatus is the source of this 4126-nucleotide messenger RNA. RefSeq names its product LIM domain and actin binding 1 (gene LIMA1). The record is from RefSeq and is a predicted model, not a curated record. Lineage: Eukaryota; Metazoa; Chordata; Lepidosauria; Squamata; Colubridae.